AUGGGUUCAAUCGCAUCGGUGCUGCAAUGGCAUUGUCAGACAUGCGGACAAAUCAAUCCCACAGAGAGUGUGAAAUGUUUAAAAUGUGGUAUAAAGAGGAUAUCUGGUCAUGACAGUGAUAUACAAAAACGUUAUCAUACCGGUGAUUCGUCCUCGGAAUACGCUUCUCGGACUGAAAAAAGCGAAGGGACGACUCCAGGAUCUGAAGCCAUCGUUAUACCAACAACAAACAAUUUCAAUAGCGGUUGGUCAUGUGUGGGGUCAGCCCCGCUGGCCAGCAGAGCGUGGCGUUGUGGCUGCGGUCUUAGAAAUGUAUCAGCUUCUUGGAGAUGUGCUGCCUGCGACAAAAUCGCCCCACAUGCUCCCGUUUACAGAUUAUCUGAUGACGAGGAUCAAUCUUCAGGGAUGACUGACAAGGAUAAGUCUGAUCAAGAUCACAGUAUGAUAAGAUCUAACACUCUAGCAGUUCCUUCGUAUAAGCCUUCGUCAAGUUAUUCUGGUGGUCCUUUGAAUUUGGACGUUCAGUCUCUUAGGUUAUCUCCUACUCAGAUCACAGACCACGCCCACGGGGUGACGAGGUCAUUGUCUCACGGGUCCGUGAUCAAUUCACAACACAAAUGGUGGAAUGUUGAUGAAACGAGAAGUACUAUAAACAGACCAACAAGCUUAUUGGUGUCUGAAAGAUAUGGAACGUCCUCAUACAACCCGAGGGAAUCGUUCCUGAGAAGCCUUCACACAGUCACGCGACGCCCUAAAAAGUGUAACGAGAGCAAAUCGAAUUGGGAGUUGAAUUAUGUUAAGGAAUACCAAAGAGAACAAACUAGAGGAUUGCAUCUGAAGAAGUGGGCCUGCAGUAAAUGUACUCUCGAAAAUUCAGGGAUCAGAACUCACUGUGAAGCCUGCUUGUCUCCAAGAAUCUCGCCUUUAGCUCGUAUUUCUAAUACAAGAGGUCUUAGUGUUACGACUCUGGGAAGACAUGAGACUUUGAGUGGAAAAGAUGGAGCUACUUCCUUGCCGACGUCUGGAGGCAUUAUGAUAACCGUACCAGAUUGGCCGCAGACCGGAAAUAACUUGGGAGACUCCUUUCAGAGGUCAAUCAGUGCUCAAAAUUCUCCGGAAACCAGACCGACUUAUCGACGCUCGUUUUCUGAACAGACCAGCGAAACUAGACCCGUCGGUAAAGUCAUAUCUAGUAGGAGAAGUCUAAACGAUUAUCAGAAAUCGCUCGCAAGCUAUUGCAACACACUGACAAAAAGCGACGAAGUCUCAGAUAAAAAAAUCGAUGAAAGCAACGCUGAAUUAAUAGACAAGGAAUGCAGUUGGGAUACUAACGCGGAAGGAGUUAUAUACGCGUUACCCAACAAAGGAAAAUACAAAGAUCUCAACCUACAAUUGCAAGUUAACAACAAUGGCACCAGAUAUUCGUACGUCUCUGUUCAAGACACGAAAACUGUUAUGAGCAAUUCACAAAACGAAGUUUUAUACUCCAACGACAUGGGUGAUGGGGAUUACGCCAGAAUCGAUGAGCUUUUGGGAGCAGAAAAUUGUAUUUCUCCAGUUGGUGAUAGUAAUAUAAGGACUUCUCAUAUCGGUGCGGGCAAAGACGGGGGCAAAGUGUAUAAUAUGUUGCCGUCAGUAGGAAAAGUGUCUCAUAAUCCUCGCGAAUCACCUAAAGUGCCUACCGCUCAACAAACUUCUCGUGAGGGUGUGGGCGCGGGGGCGACUCGUAUGUGGCAGUGCGGGGAAUGUUGGUUCGCGUACAACGCUUGGGGCGCGAGGUGUGAUGUGUGCCGCAGUGCACGAGCUCCGCACGCCGUCACGUUGGCGCCCGGACUGGAGCGAGAUGCGCGGAGCAGACACAACUCCUCAUCGGAAGCCAGCGGUAAACAAGAAACGAACCGUAACGAACCACCGAAGAAGUUAACAGUACCGAUAGCGUCCCUCGACCACGACCUCAACAGUGAUGAACUACUGUUCGCUGUUGAGUCUACUCCGCCCCCUGAGAGCUCGUGGACCUGUGUUCGCUGUACUCUGGACAAUGAACCCGAAGACACGGCAUGUGCUGCCUGCGCCGCCUCCAGGCCCACCGAUAACUACUGGUCGUGUAGUUCGUGUACUCUCCGUAACCCGGUGUCUUGUCGCGUGUGUCGCGCGUGUAAGACUCCGCCCGUCCCGCGACAUGGCCCGCCCGCUACUAGCGAUAAUAACAGUCGCAGCCCGUCACGGCUGACUCCGCCGAGGAGAGUGCCGAGACACAAGACGCCUCCGCCUGAACAGAAGUCUGAGCCGUCCGAGUGGCCGUGUUCCGAGUGUACGUACGUGAACUCCGGCGCGGCGCUCGCCUGCGACAUGUGUCAGUCACCGAGAGCGAGGCUGUUACCAGCCGCGCCCGACCAGGCCUCGCUCGACGAUGACGACUCGCCGGAGGGCUCGGACGGCGAGCGGCAGGACAGCACGCCCAUGGAGAUACUGAGGCUGAGGGAGGAGACGCACGCAUGGACGCAGUGGCAGGAGGUCAUGGCGCAGUGUGCCGCGACUGGCGAGAUGUACGUGGAUGAGUCGUUCCCAGCGGCCGCCCGCUCGCUGUACUACAGCGGCGGGGGAGGGGCAGGCGGGGCGGGGGCGGAGCCUGCGGGCGCCGCGGCGAGGUGGCUCAGACCUCACCAGAUACACGUGGACGCGGACCCGCGCCUGCCAUGGGUUGUGUUCAGGGACCCGCGACCAUCGGAUAUAUCGCAAGGUGUGCUUGGUAACUGCUGGCUUCUAUCAGCCCUAGCGGUGUUAGCUGAGCGUUCGUCCCUAGUUCGCGGCGUGUUAGUGCGAGCGGAGCCGGCUCGUGGUGCUUACCAGCUGAGACUGUGUAAGGACGGCCGCUGGCUCACAGUGACACUGGACGAUAUGCUGCCCUGUAAUAGAAAGGGACACCUGGUGUACUCACAGGCUAAGAGGAAACAGCUGUGGGUGCCGCUGAUAGAAAAGGCUGUCGCUAAACUACACGGCUGUUACGAGGCGCUGGUGUCAGGACGUGCUAUAGAGGGUCUGUGUACAUUGACGGGAGCCCCGUGUGAGUCGGUGUCCCUGCAGGCGGGGGGCGGGGCCGGCGGCGGGGGAGGGGGAGGGGGCGCGCCUCUCGAACAACUGGACAGGGACCUGGUGUGGGCCCAGCUGUUGUCGUCGAGACAGGCCUGCUUCCUCAUGGGGGCCAGCUGUGGAGGAGGGAAUAUGAAGGUGGAUGAAGAAGAGUACCAACGCCUAGGUCUUCGUCCUCGACACGCGUACUCUGUACUCGACGUGGUGGAGGUAGCGGGGUACAGUCCUCCACUCAGGUUGCUACGGCUCAGGAACCCCUGGGGACACUAUACAUGGAGGGGAGCUUGGGCCGCCAACUGUCCGCGAUGGACCGACCAGUUACGAAGAGCUCUCCCCGCUAAUAAUGCUGAUAGGGAUCAAGGGGUCUUCUGGAUCAGUUUUGAUGACGUCCUCAAAUACUUCGACUGUAUCGACAUAUGUAAGGUCCGCGUCGGUUGGCACGAGGUCCGCCUCGCGGGCAUCCUCCCGCCGCUGUCCUCGCCCCGACACCUCACGUGUCUGUUGCUCACAGCCACGCAGCCAACCGAGGUCGACUUCACACUGUUCCAGGAAGGUCAAAGGAACUCCGCUAAGAGUCAGCGUUCUCAGUUGGACCUGUGUGUGGUUGUGUUCCGGACAAAGUCGGGGCCGAGCGCACAGGUCGGCAAGCUGGUUGCUCACAGCAAGAGACAGGUUCGCGGUUUCGUCGGUUGUCACAAGAUGUUAGAAAAAGGUUUCUAUCUAGUAGUGUGUCUCGCCUUCAAUCACUGGCACACUGGUUUAGAAUCAGAACGAGCGUUGUGGCCGCGUCACGUGUUAGCUGCUCACUCAUCAAAGCCGCUGGGAGUGUCUCGACCGACGCUACACCCGCACCUACUGGCUGACGCGAUCAUAGGACUGACACUAGCUAGAGGACAGAGACAUGAAGGAAGACAGGGAAUGACAGCUUAUUAUCUCACUAAGGGCUGGGCGGGGCUGGUAGUGAUGGUUGAGAACCGUCACACGGACAAGUGGAUCCACGUGAAGUGUGACUGUCAGGAGAGUUACAACGUGGUGUCGACGCGCGGGGAACUCAAGACUAUAGACUCUGUACCUCCGCUACACAGGCAAGUGAUCAUAGUAUUGACUCAACUGGAGGGUAGUGGGGGCUUCUCUAUCGCACAUCGUCUCACUCAUCGGCUAGCCGCUGCCGCGCGACUACACGACUGGGCGCCACGACCCGACGAUGCGCCACGACACAGACCGCCCCUCGCACGGAGACUCAGCGGUCUACACGCGCCUAGACUCAUCACAUAG
This is a messenger RNA of Danaus chrysippus (African queen), 4365 nucleotides long. NCBI's taxonomy places the organism in Eukaryota, Metazoa, Arthropoda, Insecta, Lepidoptera, Nymphalidae. The record is from the annotation of a GenBank genome assembly.